UGGGCGCCGCGCACCGGUGACUGGAGUGUGGCGGCUGGUCCUCCCGAGGAUACCCCGCGGGAAGCUGCUGCGGGUUACCGCAGCUGUUUGGGAACGUUCAUUCCUGGCCAGAGUCCCAACUUACUUCCCGGAUCCAGAUCUCGUUGCUAUCUCGAGGAGGCCCCCGGAUCUUCUCCCGGAUCCUUUCCCUCCGUAACCUGCUGGUUUUCUUUUUCCUUCCUCCCCGCUCCCAUCUCCUAGCUUCGUCUCCCUCCCCUACUUCGGGCCCCCAGUAGCCUGCUAUUCUCAGCAUUCCACCUGCUGUCCGCCUGGCUGCUGUCUCUCCUUGACCUCAGCUCCUUUCACCAAUAGGGCCCUAUCAUAACUUUCUUACCAGACUCUCCUAAACUCUCUUCUCUUUGCCAGCUCCUGACUCCUAAAUUCCUUUGACCUUUUGACAUUUGACCCUGACACUGUUGACUCCCGAACUUACAUUCCUACCUCCUGCAGCUUGGAUUGCUGAAACUGAGGUCUACCCUGAUUUCUGACCCGUUUCUGAAGCUCAUUUUGACUUUCUUACUCCUGGGCCAGUUCUUGCGACUGCUACCCCACCAUGGACUUCUUGAUGAGCGGCCUGGCAGCCUGUGGAGCCUGUUUGUUCACCAACCCCCUGGAGGUGGUGAAGACCAGGAUGCAGUUGCAGGGAGAACUACAGUCCCCUGGCACCUACCAGCGACACUACCGGAACGUCUUCCAUGCCUUCAUCACGAUUGCCAAGGUAGACGGCCUGGCUGCCUUGCAGAAGGGCCUGGCCCCUGCCCUCCUAUACCAGUUCCUGAUGAAUGGCAUCCGGCUGGGCACCUACGGGCUGGCUGAGGCUGGAGGCUACCUGAACACAGCAGAAGGCACCCUCAGCCUUUCCCGCAGCGCAGCAGCUGGGGCCCUGGCUGGGGUCAUGGGAGCCUACUUGGGGAGCCCUAUCUACAUGGUGAAGACACACCUACAGGCACAAGCAGCCUCUGAAAUUGCCGUAGGGCACCAGUAUAAGCAUCGGGGCAUGUUUCAGGCUCUAACCGAGAUUGGCCAGAAACAUGGUCUUGUGGGGUUGUGGCGCGGGGCCAUGGGCGGCCUGCCCCGAGUUGUCAUCGGUUCUUCCACCCAGCUGUGCACCUUCUCAUCCACCAAGGACCUCCUGACCCAGUGGGAGAUAUUUCCUCCCCAGAGCUGGAAGGGGGCUCUGACAGCCGCCAUGGUGAGUGGCAUUGUGGUGGUCCUGGCCAUGACACCCUUUGAUGUGGUUAGCACAAGGCUCUACAACCAGCCCACAGAUGUUCAGGGCAAGGGUCUCAUGUACCGGGGGAUACUGGACGCUUUGCUGCAGACUGCUCGGACAGAGGGCAUUUUUGGCAUGUACAAGGGUAUAGGAGCCUCCUACUUCCGCCUUGGCCCCCACACCAUCCUCUCCCUCUUCUUCUGGGACCAGCUGCGCAUCCUCUACUACACAUACUCCAAAUAACGACAUCCACUCUUCCACAACCCACCAAAUCAG
This is a messenger RNA of Rhinolophus ferrumequinum (greater horseshoe bat), 1528 nucleotides long. It is a transcript of the gene SLC25A35, whose product is annotated as solute carrier family 25 member 35. The record is from RefSeq and is a predicted model, not a curated record. Lineage: Eukaryota; Metazoa; Chordata; Mammalia; Chiroptera; Rhinolophidae. Bases 593 to 1495 code for a protein of 300 amino acids. The transcript has 5 exons.